This is a messenger RNA of Fopius arisanus, 609 nucleotides long. RefSeq names its product heat shock factor-binding protein 1. Gene Ontology annotation, cellular component: nucleus; cytosol. Gene Ontology annotation, biological process: cellular heat acclimation. Lineage: Eukaryota; Metazoa; Arthropoda; Insecta; Hymenoptera; Braconidae. The record is from RefSeq and is a predicted model, not a curated record. Gene Ontology annotation, molecular function: transcription corepressor activity. The coding region runs from base 232 to 492 and encodes 86 amino acids. The transcript is spliced from 3 exons.
UUGUUAAAUCAAUCAAUGGUACCACUUGCGGGUAUCCACAGGAUGAGGGCAAUGAUCGAAGCAACUUGGCGUGUCCUCUCUGUGAAAUAAUCUCGCAUGCGCCAGGAUUUCGAACACCCCUGGCUAAAGUCGAUGGAGUGAAUAGAGUUCAUAGUAAAGCCUCGAGUUACUCGGGUCAACCUUCCAUAUCCGUUCAACUCAUUGUGAUAGAGCCGAAUAAAUCCCAAGGACAUGGCUGACAUUAAGGAGCACGUCAAGCCCGAUCAGGAGGACGACGAGAAUUACGCAAUCAGGAACAAUGCCGAUCCUAAAAAUAUGCAGGAGCUGACACAAUUCGUCCAGACUUUGCUCCAGGGAAUGCAGGAUAAGUUUCAGGCGAUGUCUGAUCAAAUCAUCGGGAGAAUAGACGAAAUGGGAAAUCGAAUAGACGACCUCGAGAAGAAUAUCGCCGACCUGAUGACCCAGGCUGGGGUAGAGGGUGCAGACAAGUGAAUCUAUUCCAUCCAACAGAGCACUAACGAAUUCAACAAUUUCCACUGAGCCAUAAUUUACGAUAUUAUUUGUUAUCACGGAGGUUUAUCAAUAAAUUAUACAUUUUUUCCAGGACAA